AUGAUGGAGCUCAUGACUGCUACCCCUUUCUACGCCAUGAACACAUCAGACAUCACUGGAAGAAACAACUCCUUGUACGAAGACGACGAAGAGUAUGACUACAAGGACGAGCACGCUGAGUUGAGACAGUCCCUCAACAUCAUGUCUCUCAUUGUUUACUGCCUGGCCUUUGUUCUCGGUGUGUUCGGGAAUGGAGUGGUUAUCUGGGUGACCGGGUUCAAGAUGAAGAAAACCGUUAACACCAUUUGGUUCCUCAAUCUUGCUGUGGCCGACUUCCUCUUCACGGCGUUCCUGCCCCUGAGCGUGACGUACACGGCCAUGGAUUUCCACUGGCCUUUUGGCAACUUUAUGUGCAAGGUGAACAGCACUGUGAGCUUUCUGAACAUGUUCGCCAGCGUCUACAUCCUGGUGGUGAUCAGUGUGGACAGAUGUGUGUCUGUGGUGUGGCCCGUCUGGGCCCAGAACCACCGAAGUGUACGCAAGGCUUCCUGUGUGAGUCUGGGUGUUUGGAUACUGGCUCUGAUUCUCAGCGCUCCAUACUUCAUCUUCAAGGACACUGGGCCAUCCUAUCACAAUGAAGACAUCAUCAACUGCUUCAACAACUUUGCCCUUUCUGACGACUAUGAAACACCAUCAGUAAAUGAGCUGCGACAGUUUCGACAUCAGACCAUGACCAUCACCCGCUUCCUCCUGGGAUUCGUCGUCCCCUUCACCGUCAUUGUCUCCUGCUAUGCCGUCAUCAUCCAUCGUCUCAGGAGGAACCGCACCUUGGCCAGCCAAUCGAGUCGCCCCUUCAAGAUCAUCGCUGCCGUCAUCGCCACUUUCUUCUUGUGCUGGGCACCGUAUCACAUCAUGGCUCUAAUCGAGAUGGUUAAUCACACAGCGAUCCACUCGAGUGAAACAUUGGACCACGUCAUCACUAUCGGUGUCCCCAUAGCAACCAGCCUGGCCUUUCUCAACAGCUGCUUGAACCCACUGCUGUAUGUGUUCAUGGGCCAAGAUUUCAAGGAAAAGGUCCGCAAGUCCAUCCUGAACGUGUUGGAGACGGCCUUCCAGGAGGAAGUGUCUCGCUCAUAUACAUACACAAACUCAAUGGUCACCAGUCGGAGUAAAGAGAAGUCCGUGUCUGAUGCUGAGGUGUAA
Limanda limanda (common dab) is the source of this 1143-nucleotide messenger RNA. Its product is annotated as chemerin-like receptor 1. The transcript has a single exon. Gene Ontology annotation, cellular component: plasma membrane. NCBI's taxonomy places the organism in Eukaryota, Metazoa, Chordata, Actinopteri, Pleuronectiformes, Pleuronectidae. Bases 1 to 1143 code for a protein of 380 amino acids. The record is from RefSeq and is a predicted model, not a curated record. Gene Ontology annotation, molecular function: G protein-coupled receptor activity; complement receptor activity. Gene Ontology annotation, biological process: positive regulation of cytosolic calcium ion concentration; complement receptor mediated signaling pathway; phospholipase C-activating G protein-coupled receptor signaling pathway.